AUGUUUUUGCUUUCAAAGAAUUCUACAAAUUCAGAUGGUAAAAUAAUGGUGAGAAGGUUUCUUGUAACCUUAAGGCCUUUCAGGUUAUUUGUGGCUGGAAUUGGAUUCUUCACCCUAUGUUUUAUAAUGACCUCCUUUGGCGGACAGUUUUCAGGCAAGAGAGUGGGAGACUCGCCUUUUGGCAUUAGACAAUUAGGCAUCAAAUCUGAAGUGAAAGGAGGACCAAGAAGGACACGUGUGCUGAGGAAAAUGACAGAUAUGCUGGAAGUAAUAGUGAAGCGGAUGGAGCCACUAGCAAAACUGGAAAAUGUGAGCGACUUCAGAAAAUUGGAGGAACUCAGCUCUGCUUUAAACCGUUUCCAACCGGCAGGACUCAUGGAGAAGAUUCAAGCAAUUGCACAAAAUGUUUCCCAUUUAACAAGUAGAGUUGAACAGCUUCUGCAAACAAGCCUUGCUGCAAGAAGAGAAUAUAUUAGAAAGGGAGUUUCAGGCCAAUGUGAGAUUCCCAAAGAUCCAAAUUUCCCUGACUGCCUUGGGAAGAUUGAGUGGAUGAGAGCCAGGUGGACCUCAGACCCUUGCUAUGCUUAUUAUGGUGUUGAUGGCACGGACUGCUCCUUUCUCUUGUACCUCAGUGAAAAAGAGUGGUUUUGCCCCCCACCACCAUGGAAAAAUCGUACUGCUUUCCCUCCCAGGACUGAAACAAAAGUGCAGCAGCAGGCGUUCUAUCGAAUGGACUUCACGCAACUUCUUGAACUCAUGGGCAGUGGAAAGGAAUCGCUAAUAUUCAUGAAAAAGAGAAUCCGGAGAUUGUCAACACAAUGGAUUUUGGCAGUUCAGAGCCUCAGAGAGAAACUUGAGAUGAGAAAGAGGCAACGGAAGAAGAUCUUGGUCCACCUGGGUUUCUUGACUGAGGAAGCAGGCGAUGUCUUCAGCCCUGUGGUGUCAAAAGGAGGCCCAUUGGGCGAGUUGGUACAAUGGGCUGAUAUCUUAGCCACUCUAUAUGUGUUGGGCCACAGCUUGAAGAUUUCAGCUACUUUAAGGGAGCUACAAAGUUUCCUAGGUGUUCCUCCAGGGAGGGGAAGUUGUCCUCUGACUGCACCAUUAUCUUUUGACUUAAUAUACACGGAUUAUCAUGGACUUCAACAAAUGAAACAAAACAUGGGUCUUUCUUUCAAAAAAUACAAAUGUCGGAUCCGGGUGAUUGACACAUUUGGUACAGAGCCAGCCUACAAUUUUGAUGAUUAUGCAAAUCUCCAUGGUUACCGAACAAACUGGGGUCACUGGAAUCUCAACCCAAAACAGUACAUGACUAUGUUUCCACACAGUCCUGACAACUCAUUUAUGGGUUUUGUUGCCGAGAAACUGAACAAUACUGAGAAAGAGGCUAUUCAAUCAAACAAGGUCAACAAUAUGGCAGUUGUGUACGGAAAGGAUGCUAAUAUGUGGAAGCUUCAGGGAAAGGCGAAGUAUCUUGAAGUUAUUAAUAAGUACAUGGAAAUCCAUGGAACUGUUUACUACGAGACACAUUGGCCACCAGAGAUGCCUAUGUUUGUCAAAAACCAUGGCCUACUACCUCAACAUGAGCUACAAAGACUACUAAGGAAAGCAAAGCUCUUCAUUGGAUUGGGGUUCCCAUAUGAAGGUCCUGCCCCUCUGGAAGCCAUUGCUAAUGGAUGUAUUUUCCUGCAACCCCGAUUCAACCCACCUCACAACUCAAAAAACAAUGAGUUCUUCAGAGGGAAACCCACAUCAAGAGAGGUUUCCUCACAGCAUCCAUACACUGAGUAUUUCAUUGGUAAACCACAUGUAUGGACAGUGGAUUUCAAUAAUACAGAGGAACUGGCAUCAGCUGUAAGGACAAUUUCAGCAACCAAGGUUGAACCUUAUCUUCCAUAUGAAUUUACUUGUGAAGGGAUGCUGGAGCGUGUCCAUGCUUACAUCCAAUACCAGGAUCUGUGUGACACAGUAUUUCUAUCAUGGCCUCAGAAUCUUGCACAGCAUUUUGUACCCUCACCUAAUGCCACCAAUCGAAUCACGUUUCCUCAAAAUGUCACUGGACAUUUCUGGUCUCCAAAUGCCACCAAAGUGCUCACCUGGCCUCCUGUAAGCUCAAUGCAAUUCCAAGUAUCAGCAACAGCACAAUCUUGUACGAAUGCCUGUCAAGAGCAUGGACUCACCUGUGAACCAACUUUCUUCCAGUUUAUCAACAAUAAGGCCAUCUUUGACAAGUUCAAUUUUGUCUGUGACAGCAUUGAGUCUGAGGCUAACCAUCUCUAUCCUGCCUUUGAGGAAAUCGCUCAGGACUGUUACCUUCAGAAGCAGAUCCUGCUGUUCAGCUGUGCAGGCCAUCACCCGAAAUAUAGACGACUCUGUCCCUGCAGAGACUUUCGCAAGGGACAAGUGGCACUCUGUAAAGGUUGUUUGUGAAUUUUUGAGCUUUUUAAGCAUGAAGACUGGUUUAAAAAAAAAGAAACCUGACUAUCCUAAUGAUGUAAUGACCCAUCAGCGCUUCCAUCCAAUCCAAAAACCACAUGAUGGACACAUUUCUCCAAGAGAAAUAGUGAAGAAACUGAGGAAAAUCUCCAAGAG
This is a messenger RNA of Hemiscyllium ocellatum (epaulette shark), 2589 nucleotides long. It is a transcript of the gene mgat5b, whose product is annotated as alpha-1,6-mannosylglycoprotein 6-beta-N-acetylglucosaminyltransferase B. Gene Ontology annotation, cellular component: Golgi apparatus. Gene Ontology annotation, molecular function: alpha-1,6-mannosylglycoprotein 6-beta-N-acetylglucosaminyltransferase activity. Gene Ontology annotation, biological process: protein N-linked glycosylation. The record is from RefSeq and is a predicted model, not a curated record. The transcript has 19 exons. The coding region runs from base 1 to 2427 and encodes 808 amino acids. Lineage: Eukaryota; Metazoa; Chordata; Chondrichthyes; Orectolobiformes; Hemiscylliidae.